AUGCUUCCGCUGAUCGGGCUGUUUCUGCCCUUGCUCUUAGUCUUCAUCCCGCUGUCUUUUCUUACCUUGUUUGUAGAAAGUCGUUCUGGCCUUCUUCUGACAGCGGAGACGAAGCGAACACUGUUUGGGUCCGACCGAAAGAGGAGAAAACAUUCGAGUGGAAAGGGAGGAAGUUCGGUGGGGAAGACGGCACUUCUGCUGAUUGCGCACCCGGACGAUGAGUGCAUGUUCUUCGCGCCAACGGUCAUCGAACUGGUGAAGUCCGGCGCUGACGUCGAAGUGCUUUGUCUAUCGCAAGGGAACGCGGAUGGACUAGGUGAUGUGCGGCCUACUGAGCUCGUCAAAAGCUGCAAAGCCCUCGGCAUCCUCGAUUCCAGUAAAGUCUCAUGCCUAGAUCACGCCGAGCUGCAGGAUGACCCCAACGCAUGGUGGAAAGCAUCUGUCAUAGCCGAUGUACUGUCCGCCCACAUAGGAGACCGGGCAAUUGAAGCGAUCAUCACCUUCGAUCAGUAUGGGAUCUCAGGACAUGCAAAUCACCGGGCUCUAUUUGAUGGUCUUAGAUAUUUUCAAAGCCUGCCAAUGGUUCCGGGCAGAGCUUUCGUAGCAAAUAAUGAGGACGCGAACCAACCGUAUUCCUCCGCCGGACGCCAGUCAAGGCGGCUUUCAUCUCGCGGAGCCCCAGUAUGCUACGCUCUCAAAUCCAUCUCCAUCUUGCGGAAAUACAGCGGCGUGUUGGACCUACCGUACACCGUCCUGAACUUUUUGGUCCGCAAGCACAUCUUGCCUCACCGACGUCUACGGGCCUCGUCUUCUAGGACGACGUUGAGGGCUUCGACUGUGGACGCAAUCAAGGAAAAGGCGGCGAAGGCAGGGUUGCGCACCAGGAAACCGAAAACGUCUCGCGGGCCAUCUGCCCCUACGGAGGCUGUGUUCGUCGGUGGACCGCUGCAGGCUAUCCAAGGGUGCAAUGCGAUGACCUGUCAUAAGUCACAACUGGUUUGGUUCAGAUAUUUGUACCUCCUCUUCUCGAGGUACAUGGUUAUCAAUGAGUUAGUGGAAAUAUGA
This is a messenger RNA of Fimicolochytrium jonesii, 1065 nucleotides long. RefSeq names its product putative deacetylase LmbE-like domain-containing protein. Lineage: Eukaryota; Fungi; Chytridiomycota; Chytridiomycetes; Spizellomycetales; Powellomycetaceae. The transcript has 5 exons. Bases 1 to 1065 code for a protein of 354 amino acids. The record is from RefSeq and is a predicted model, not a curated record. Gene Ontology annotation, molecular function: N-acetylglucosaminylphosphatidylinositol deacetylase activity. Gene Ontology annotation, biological process: GPI anchor biosynthetic process. Gene Ontology annotation, cellular component: endoplasmic reticulum.